UCUUAGAAGCACUGUGAACCACCUUAGCUGCAGUCUUUUCAACCUUGUGGGUCCCUUUUUUUUUUUUUUUUUUUGACUCUAGCUAUUUUCAGGACCUCGCUCUGUGUCAUACUGCUCUCUGCUCUGGGAAAGAUGGUGUGUUCCUUGGAUCUCUCUUUGCCGAGAGACUUCUUCUUUAUCCUGCUUCUCCAGGUGUCCAUGUGGGGCUCAGAUUCAUUUUCGGUGAUUGGCCCCUCGGAGCCCAUUGUGGCCAUGCUGGGUGCAGACACGGUGCUGCCCUGUCGCGUGUUCCCAGCCAUGAGCCUGGAGAACAUGGAGCUCCGCUGGUUCCGCUCCCAGUUCUCAGAGGCUGUGUACGUGUAUCAGGACGGGAUGGAGCAGACAGGAGAACAGCUGGCAGAUUUCAGAGGGAGAGCAGAGCUGGUGAAAGACUACAUCACUGAGGGAAGAGUGGCUGUGAGAAUCCACAGUAUUAAAAUGUCAAAUAAUUUUUGUUUCAUAAAAAAAAAUGUCCAAGUCUCAGAUAAAUGACUUUCCUCUCCAGGUCUGGGUUCCAAUCCUCAUAUUUUCAUGGUGGGUCCAGAAGAUGGAGGAAUACGGCUGAAGUGCACAGGCAAAGGAUGGUUUCCCCAGCCUGAAGUUCAGUGGAAAGAUGCAAAGGAAGAGAGGAUCCCGUCUCUCUCUGAAGACCAGACGCAAGAUGAUGAUGGGUUGUUUCAGACUGAGGCGUCUCUCAUUGUGAGAGACAGCUCAAAGACAGAAGUGUCCUGUUCCAUGAAGAACCCCUUCUUUGGACAAGAGCAAGUGGAAACCAUUUUUAUCCCAGAACCCUUCUUCCCUAGGACCUCUCCUUGGAAGGUAGCGUUCGCUGUGACUUCCGUGAUACUUGGGAUUUCCGUUGGUGCUAUUGUGUAUUUGGCUCUGAAAGAAAAACAGGAAAAGAAAAAUGUAUCAGAAGUUGAGAAGGAAAAGAAGAAAGAAAGAAAAGCCAAAGAAUCACUUGAGAAGGAGCUUGCCAGAAGGAAGACAUUAUAUCAGCAAGAUUGGAGAAAAGCGGAGUUAUAUGCUGACUGGAGAAAGGAACUGUUCGAAGCAGUGGAUGUUACUCUGGAUUCAGACACAGCUCAUCACAAGCUCAAGUUAUCUGAGAGCAGAAAACAAGUUUGUUUAAAAGAGAAUGAUCCUCAGAAUGGUGACGCCUCAACACACCAAGAGCAAGAAGAGUCUGAAACCAUCUCCAGUGUUUUGGGCCAGGAUGACCUUACCCCAGGGAGACAUUGCUGGGAGGUAGAAGUGAGUAUGAAGACAGAAGCUGGAUCUGGAACUAGAUGUGCUCUGGGUGUUUGUGCAGUUACAGCAAAAAGAGAGGGGUGGUUUGCAGAAAGUCCAGAGAAGAAUUUCUGGGUGGUAACAUACAAGGAAGGAGAAGUCAUUUCCCAGAAAGGGUCUCUGUCACUGAGACAGUGGCCCCGCAGGAUUGGAGUUUUCCUGGACUGGGAUGCUGGGAACCAGCACCUCCAGAUCAAGCCCACAGCUCCAAUAAGAAGCAAUCCCCAAAUAAUCGGUAUCAUCCGUGGAAAAGUCAUCCUGAACUCUGAAACGGAAACCCCAGAAUCACAUUAA
Messenger RNA from Vicugna pacos (alpaca), 1623 nucleotides. NCBI's taxonomy places the organism in Eukaryota, Metazoa, Chordata, Mammalia, Artiodactyla, Camelidae. The record is from RefSeq and is a predicted model, not a curated record.